CAUCAGUUUGAAUUCUAACUCUUCCUAUAAAUUCUGAUCUUAUUAUUCCGCAACGCUUAUAUAAAAUCAAGUUCGUGCUGUUAUCAAUCAAUUUGCAACUCUUUUUAGCUAAGUAUUACUUUUGAUCUCAUUCAGUAACGCUUUAGCUCCCAGCUACAACAGAUAUCAACCAUGAAGAAUACCAAUAAAAACAAAGGAAGAUUCAAAAAUAUUUUUUCAUCACAUUCAACAUCUCCAGACAAUUCAAUCUCAAAGUCAUCAACACACUCGGUAUCUUCUUCAUCGUCAACAUCAUCACCAUAUCCAUCACCACCACCAUCUUGUCCAUCAACACCUCUCCACAGAUUCUCAGAAUCGAUGAUGGAAGAGAACAUCGAUAACGCCGAGAUAUUAAUCACCAAAUGGAGUUUGCAAACUAAUACAGGCUUUGCUGCCGCUUCUUCGCUGUUGUACGAUGACCGGAAAGAAGCUAAGAAUUUCAUUUCAUGUGUAAAGGAUUUACAAAGAGCAAUGAGAUUUUUUAUAUUACCAGAGAAUUCGAAUUCAGUUCUACUGAUGAGAUCUCAAAACCUUACGGAAACUGCUAUGAAAAGACUGCAGAAAGAGUUUUAUCAGAUUUUAUCAACUAACCGUGACCGUCUUUAUCCUGAAUCAAUCUCCGGUCACGGUUCCGAGAAAUCCAGAGGUAGUACUUCUAGUUACGACGAAGAAAUUGAUCAAUCAUCCGAUGAAGAUGAGAUACAAAGAGUGAGUAAUUCCAUAAAUGAAGUUGAACAAGUUGGAACAGUGGCCAUGAAUGAUCUGAAAAUGAUUUCAGACUGUAUGAUUUCAUCUGGUUAUGGUAAAGAAAUUGUUAGUAUAUAUAAAAUUAUCAGAAAAUCUAUUGUCGAUGAAAGCUUAUAUAAACUAGGCGUUGAGAGGAUGACACCUACGCAAAUCAACAAGAUGGAUUGGGAAAUGCUUGAUUUCAAGAUCAAGACCUGGGUUUACGCAGUGAAAAUUGUCGUGAAAACUCUGUUUAUCGGCGAACGGAUUCUCUGCGAUUACGUGUUUACGUCGGAGACAAGUAGAGAGUCUUGUUUUACGGCAAUCACGAAGGAUAGUGCUUUGGAGCUGUUUCAGUUCCCUGAGUUAGUUGCUAAAGGGAAGAAAUCACCUGAGAAAAUGUUCAGGAUUCUAGACCUUUACGAUGCGAUUUCGGAGCUAUGGCCUGAGAUUGAGUCGAUUUUUUCUUAUCAAUCGAUGUCAAAUGUUCGAGCACAAGCUGUGUCGUCGUUGCUUAAACUCGGAGAAGCGGUUCGAGCAAUGUUGACGGAUUUUGAAGCGGCGAUUCAAAAGGAUUCUUCAAAAGCGCUUGUUGCUGGUGGUGCAAUUCAUCCACUGACUAGAUAUGUUAUGAAUUACCUUUGUUUUCUAUCCGAUUACACGGUAAUUCUUUCGGAUAUUCUAGCCGAUUGGCCUUUGCCGGAGAAUACUUCACUACCGGAGUCUUACUUCGGUAGUUCCCUGGAUACAGAAGAUGACAGUACAUCCACGAUUUCUGUGAGAUUCGCUUGGUUAGUACUUGUUCUUCUUUGUAAACUUGACGGCAAAGCGGCGCUUUACAAAGAUGUUCCAUUAUCGUAUCUCUUCUUGGCGAAUAAUCUCAACUACGUUGUUUCGAAAGUUCGGGGCUCGAAUCUUCGGGUUUUACUCGGUGAAGAAUGGAUCAGUAAACAAGAACUGACGGUAAAACAAUACUCCAUAAACUAUGAAAGAAUGGGGUGGAGUAAAGUUUUAUCAUGUUUGCCGACGAAUCCAACGGCCAGCAUUUCCCUGGGAGCUGCGAAAGAAUGUCUUCUUUCUUUCAAUACUGCAUUUGAAACAGCAUACCGGACACAAUCUGCAUGGAUCAUAACGGAUUCGAAACUAAGAGAUCAGAUUAAAGUUUCGAUUUGUAAGAAAGUUGUGCCUGUUUAUCGUGAGUUUUAUGAUACCAAUCGAGCUGCAUUGACCAGAGAAAGAAAUGUCGAGACAUUGGUGAGAUAUUCGCCGGAUGAUUUGAUGAAUUAUUUGUCCGAUUUGUUUUACGGGAUGAAAGUAUCGGGUUCGGGUACUUCCAACUGCUAAUUCUUCCCGUCAUUUUUCUUCUUCCCAUUCAAGCCAAGUUCACGUUGAUGAAACGAAUUAGUAUAAUUCAUGAAUCCUAAAUCUAACUUCAAGCGUAUGUUGUAAUUUUUUGAUUGAGAUUUAUGACAAUUUAAUAUUUUCUGUAAAUAUAAGAAAUAAAAGGCUAAUACCGUAUACUAGAUUGAAGAAUUA
This is a messenger RNA of Papaver somniferum (opium poppy), 2301 nucleotides long. RefSeq names its product exocyst complex component EXO70H1-like. Bases 172 to 2109 code for a protein of 645 amino acids. Lineage: Eukaryota; Viridiplantae; Streptophyta; Magnoliopsida; Ranunculales; Papaveraceae. Gene Ontology annotation, biological process: exocytosis. Gene Ontology annotation, cellular component: exocyst. The transcript has a single exon. Gene Ontology annotation, molecular function: phosphatidylinositol-4,5-bisphosphate binding. The record is from RefSeq and is a predicted model, not a curated record.